AUGAGGUAUUUGAUGAGAGUUAACAUUGCUCAAUCCUUCAUCAGAGUGCAAAUUUAUCUUCAAGAUUUUUGUGAGGUUUGCCCAAAAAAGUUGCCAAACUAUGAAGAGAAAAUCAAAAACUUCUUUGAAGAACAUCUUCAUACUAAUGAAGAGAUCUACUAUUGUGUGGUAGGAAACAGUUAUUUUGAUGUGAGGGACUGUAACGAUGUUUGGAUCCGUGUCUUGGUAAAGAAAGGUGUAAUGAUUAUCUUGCUUGCUGGAAUUUAUCAUCGCUUUACACUUGAUUCGAACAAUUAUUUAAAGAAUUUAAUUUUGUAUGCAAUGUGGCUUUUUAUUAGUGAUCCUAUUUGGACUCUUUUCAACCGUCUUCAUGAUCACCUACCUACAAGGGUCAUAAGGCUUCAGUUUGCCCUCAAAGGGAAGGAAGCCGACUACAACAGCGACUGGCUCAUCCUCAGAGCCAGUCUUUGGGUAGUGGUCGAGUGUCCACCUGUUAUCAAUGCGGACAACCAGGGCAUGUGA
Camellia sinensis is the source of this 522-nucleotide messenger RNA. Lineage: Eukaryota; Viridiplantae; Streptophyta; Magnoliopsida; Ericales; Theaceae. The record is from RefSeq and is a predicted model, not a curated record.